Messenger RNA from Mycotypha africana, 1278 nucleotides. RefSeq lists its product as uncharacterized. Bases 1 to 1278 code for a protein of 425 amino acids. Lineage: Eukaryota; Fungi; Mucoromycota; Mucoromycetes; Mucorales; Mycotyphaceae. Gene Ontology annotation, molecular function: zinc ion binding; ubiquitin protein ligase activity. The transcript has 3 exons. The record is from RefSeq and is a predicted model, not a curated record.
AUGAGUACAACUGUCAAUAGUUACGGAAAAAGCACCUUAGUUUUGCCUCGGAAGAGAGGAAGACCACGUAAAGACACUAAUGAAGUUACUGCUAUUGAUGUUGAACAAACACCUCUGCAGCAGGCAACAGCAUAUAAUCAAAGCAGUGCUGUUACGAAUGCAUCAACCAUUGAAAUCACAACGUCCGCAAGUGAAUACAGUCAAUCACUGAAGAGAAAGACUACCGAUAAUAGUACAACACAAAAGAAAGCAAAGGUUAUACGCCUCAAAAGAGAGAAGGCUGUAGCAAUUACAGCACCCCCAAGGAUAGCCAAGCAAGAAGCAGGCCAAUUAUCUGUUCCGAAAAAGGAACGCAAGAGGAGAGAGAAGGUUCAGAAAGAAGCUAAAGUGAAGAAAGAAGCUAAAGUGAAGAAAGAGCGUAAGAAGAGAGUAGUCCUCAAGUUACCUCCUGAAGCUAAUAUAUAUCUGUCCGAUACUAUGCGUGGUAGAGUGUUGAGAGCGAUGAAGCAAAGAAUGUUCGUUCUCUCCAGGCAACUUUCACCUGAAGAUGAUUCAGUCGAAUCCUUCGACGUAAUUGGCAGUGUUGGCAACACAUAUAAAGUAUCUAUCGGCCACAGAAUCAGUUGUGAAUGCAUGGAUUACAGAAUUCGACGUACACACUGUAAACAUAUUCUCAUGGUUCUAUUGAAAGUUUAUCGUCUUCCUUAUGACAGCCCAUUAUUUCAAUCAAUGAAUACCACCCGUGAACAGCGUCUCAUCGCCAGGAGGUUCGGUAGAAUGGUCGAUCCUUCUGUUUUGGUUCCUCUAGCCAUACGCGAGAGAAUCCUGCGUAUGACACAUCAUGAACACCCCGAUGUACCCACUGCAGAAGUCAAAGAAGAGGAAAAGAAAGAGGAAGAACAAGGCAUGCGUCGACCAUUAGAUACCUCAGACUGCCCCAUCUGUUUCGAAACGUUCGAAGAACAAGCUAUUGACGAUAUUGAUUUCUGCAAAGUUUGUGGUAACAAUAUUCACACAGAGUGCUUCAAUAUGUGGAGAUCUUCCAAGGGCAACAGAAAUGUCACCUGUGUUUACUGUCGUUCCGCUUGGGUAUUUGCUACUGAUAACGGCAACAGCACUUCUAAUGGCAUUUCAAGGCGACCAGUUCAUGAACUCGACCGUGACCACAUCUUUGAAGGCGUUCCUAAUUUUGCCGAAGAAUUAGCUCUUCAGCGUAAACGAGAUACAUCAAGUUACAGUCGUGGGCCUCGCUAUGGUUACAGCUUCAGCUUUGACUAA